GCGUGUGUUUCAUAGCUACAUAGAACGGGUUUUUUUCUCCCUUAAACCCUAAUCGGGGUUUUAGCCUGUUACUGACGGCCCCUGUAAAAUCUUCAAAUUCUAAUUUCUGGACGUUGCCUCCUGUCUUAAAACCAAAACCCAAAAAGUAACAAAUUCAGGACUAAGCAGAGGGAUAUUGUGAUAUUUUCAGGAAAUGGGAAAACUUGGGAAGAAAGCGAGGAAAUUUGCUAAGAAGAAUCUUCAGUCUGUGCUGAAAAGAAAGAGGAAGCUCAAAUCUAUGUUCAAAAAGAAAGUUGCUAAGAAGGAUGAGCUGCGUGAAGCUGAAGACCCAGAAGGAGACAAAACACAGCUGCAUGAUGGAAGAGACCUUGAAAUUGAAGAUAUUAAAGAAAUUUCCCUUGAUGCCAUAUUUAGUGAAGAUGACUUUGAUUCAGUUGGAGAUGAUUUAGACAGUGAUGGAUAUCUAUCAGAGGAGGGAAGUUGUGCAGAUAUGGGUGAAACUGAAAGUGCGAGUUAUCUAGAAGACAACAAUAGCGAAGGAGCUUUAUCAGUUCAGAACAGAGAAAUCCAUAUAGAACUUGAGAAGAAAAUUAAAAAAUUGGAUAGGUUGAAAGAAAAGGAUCCAGAGUUUUCUAAUUUUUUGGAUAGCAACAAGAACCGUCUCAAGGUAUCCAUGGAUGAAGAAAAUGAAAUUUCUGAUGAAGAUGAGUCUAGUGAUGAUGGUAGAGAGCUAGUGAAUGAAAAUGGCACAGCAACAGAAAUGAGCAUGCUGUUGUAUACCUCUGCAGUUGAUUCAUUGCGUCACUUAGUUACAGAGCAGCAAAAUGUGUCUGCCUUUACAAGGCUAUUAAAUGGGUACAGGGCUGCAUGCCACUAUGGAACUGAAUCAUCUAAUGUUCUUAAAGAUGACCUAACUUUUAGCAAGAUUUUGAUGUUUGUGCUUCAUGAGGCUGAUAAUAUAUUCCGUAAACUGCUGGGAAUACAAUGCUCAAAUGAAAGGAAAGAUGUGAUUUUGGAACUCAAGGAUACUGCAAAAUGGAAGAAACUAAAGCCACUGAUAAAGUCUUAUCUGAGGAGUACCCUGUUUUUCCUGAAUGAGGUGUCUGACUCUGAGAUAUUGGCCUUCACAUUAACCCGACUCAAAGCUUCAAUAAUAUUUUUUGCUGCUUUCCCUCAUUUACUGCAAAGACUCAUCAAGACAUCCAUUCAUUUGUGGGCAACAGGUGAAGGAACUCUGUCACUGCACUCUUUUCUCAUAAUUCGAGAGGUGGCUGCUGUAUUUAACUCAGAUUGCUUUGACAUUUGCUUGGUUAAAGCAUACAAGGCUUUUAUUAGUCGCUGCAAGUUUGUGGAGCCAGUUAUAUUUAAGCGCAUACUAUUUUUGAAGAAUUCUUUUGUUGAGCUAUGCUCUCUAGAUGUACAGAAAUCAUCUAAUAAGGCAACAGUUUCUAUCCAACAGCUUGCUAAGAUAUUGCAGCUGGGCCUACGGACUAAGAAGAAGGAAGCAGUUAAGAAGAUAUGCAGUUGGCAGUAUGCCAACUGCAUUGAACUCUGGAUUGCAUUUAUAUCAGUGAACAUACAUGAUUAUGAUCUUCAACCAUUGCUUUAUAUGAUCAUUCAGAUCAUAAAUGGAGUAGCUGUACUGUUCCCAGGACCAAGAUACUUGCCUUUAAGAGUUAAAUGUGUUCAAUGGCUGAAUCAUCUAUCCAGUUCUAGUGGUGUUUUUAUCCCUGUGGCAUCAUUGGCAUUGGAUGUUUUAGAAUAUAAAAUUGGCAAGGGGGGUAGCAAGCCAGGGAAGGACUUCAACUUUUCAUCUGCCAUAAAGUUGCCAAAACAUUGGCUAAAAUCUGGAAACUUCCAAGAGGAAUGUGUUUUUUCUGCCAUUGAACUGCUGGCAGUACACUUCGCUCAGUGGAGCUAUCAUAUAUCCUUUCCUGAACUGGCAACUAUUCCAGUUAUUUGUUUGAGGAAAUUCCAUGAGAUGACUACCACAGAGAGUUCCCAGCGCUUGGUAAAGCGUUUUAUUGAUCAGGUGGAGCAGAACAUUGAGUUUGUGCGGAAGAGGAGAGAUGAAGUUGCUUUUUCACCAAGAGAUCAGCAAUCUGUUGAAUCAUUUCUGCAGCUUGAAAAGGGCAGUGGCAAUGUUCCAUUUACACAAUAUUACAGAAGUGUCAUAGAAAAGUCUGCUUCUAGGAAUCUGCUUACUAAAAAAAAUACAAGUUACUUGGAGCUGAAGAAAUCAAAAAGAAAGAGGCAACACUCAAACAAUAAUGUAGAUGUGACUGUGAAUGGGGAAGUGGAUUAUGAUUAAGUGGAAGUAUAUUUAUGAGAUGGAAACUGGGAAGAAUGGGAGGAAAUUACAGAGUAAUGCUUUCCUGCCACCCUAUUUGAUACUUUGAAAGAUUUAGAGAAUCCUCUGCUUUUUCGUCUUUGGCAGGAAAGUGGGUGGGUGGUAAUUUAUAGUUUCUUCAAGCAAAUAUACCCAUAGGCUUCAUGAAAUUCUGGUCCUGAAUCAGAGAUUCAAUGAGCAUUGUUGUUUAGAUGUGUAGGGCUCUAGGUGGAACCUCUAUUUGCCAUGCUGUAGGGCUGAAAUCAAAGUUUUGGUUUAUUAAUAUUGAUGGUCUAAUUAUUUGUUGAGUACUGA
Hevea brasiliensis (rubber tree) is the source of this 2644-nucleotide messenger RNA. Its product is annotated as protein REBELOTE. NCBI's taxonomy places the organism in Eukaryota, Viridiplantae, Streptophyta, Magnoliopsida, Malpighiales, Euphorbiaceae. The transcript is spliced from 14 exons. Gene Ontology annotation, biological process: ribosomal large subunit biogenesis. The coding region runs from base 194 to 2311 and encodes 705 amino acids. Gene Ontology annotation, cellular component: nucleolus; Noc1p-Noc2p complex; Noc2p-Noc3p complex. The record is from RefSeq and is a predicted model, not a curated record.